This is a messenger RNA of Zychaea mexicana, 628 nucleotides long. RefSeq lists its product as uncharacterized. The record is from RefSeq and is a predicted model, not a curated record. The transcript has a single exon. Lineage: Eukaryota; Fungi; Mucoromycota; Mucoromycetes; Mucorales; Lichtheimiaceae. The coding region runs from base 1 to 627 and encodes 208 amino acids.
AUGGAGCGCCUCAUCAAGCAUUUUAUCACUCGUAACCCACCAGAACCGCACCAGCAUCAUCCUCAUCAUCCUACUUCUCGAUCUUAUCAUCGAUUUAAUGAACAAGAAGAAGAAGAAGAAGAAAGAAGGGGAUACGGUAAUAACGAUUCACAGGAACAUCGAGGACGAGGACAGCGACGCGUUUCUACUAUCGCAGCAAGAGACCAAGAUCCCGAAGAAAGCAGCGAGCAAGAAGAUACACAGUCAAGUACAGAUGAAGAGAUGGAUUUUACUAUGCCGCGAAGACGUCGAUGGCGGCACGCAAGGAGACUUGGCCACCGCCCUCAUCAUCAACACCAUCAAUAUGUAGUACGUACUAGUGGAGAAAGACGGUCUGGUUACCCAAUGUCCCGCUACCCUUAUCUACACCCUCAUCAAUACUGGAUGCCCACUGUUCCCUAUACCCAUCAAGUCGGAUAUUCUGGUGUGCUAAUCAAUGCUAGAGCCCCGCUGGUUCCGGUGACCUUCGCUCCUCCAUUUCUUCCGUCACCACCACAACAUCAUCAGCAUCCAUUACAUUCACCCUAUUGGUUUGGUCCUAGUCCUCCUCCACUUCCCAUAAACCGCUCUCCACCCUUAAGAUUGUAGU